AUGCAAUGCCUAAAACGUGGGAGACCUGGAAUGCGUCCCCUGGUCGUGCGUUUGCAUGUGGCCGCUGCUGGAGCGCGGCGCUCCGGGCUUGAGCAUGUGGCUGUGGACAGCAGCUGGGGUGACGCGCAGCCGGGUAACGCUCACUCACCUCGUUUGCAUUUAAGAAAGAACAAAUAAAAUAUAAAAAUAAUCUAUGCACGACAAUAAAGGACCGCCCUUUUUCUUUUUUUAGGUUUGCCUGCGAUGCAUGCACGUGAGUGCGAAUGUCAGAUUAUCACAAAAAACACCCACGUUUGUGGUAAUUCAUAAUGAUAAUGCAUUUGAAGGGACGCGUUGGUACCCGGAGCCUGGCACUUUACAGUAGGGCUACAUGUCGCCGAUCGGCACGACACGCCAGUGUCUCACAUAGUCACUGUAAUCAUGGUUUAAACUUGGGGGGGGAGGGCAAGGGGGGACAAGAGCGGCUCCCCCAUCAAAUCACAUCGUGGAGGACUGCGGAAUUGUGAACCCCCCGAAAAUGUGUAUUUUAAUUCGGCUGCAGUCUAAAAGCCAUGGCCAGACUGAGAUGUUAUGUAAAGACAGGGCGAACGCAACGCCUCCCUGCAGCCCCCUCGCUCGUCCCUUUGCAGAUGUUGCCUCUGAACACAGUAUGAGGACCUCCUUUACCACCUUUACCACCUUUGCUGCUGUUUGUUGCAGGCGACGUCACAUCUCCCACCAUCUGUUACUGAGGGUGGAGGAGACAGGUGCAUCCCCGUCCUACCGCGCCGCUGCGGGACCCGCGCGAAAGACACCUGCGCACCUCACGGACUGACGGACUGAGAGGUGCGAUUGCCCUGUGGAUGUGGGCUGGCAAUCAGGACUUUUUUUUUUUUCCAAGGAUCUGCAAAGGAUCUGCACCCUCGGGUGUCCAUAAAGAAGACCACCAAGAUUUAGACUGGACCUGUGCAACAUCCCGAUACCACCAGCUAUCACAGUGCUGAGCAGCCCCAUUCUGCUACGUUAGACCACAAGCUUCACUUAAACCUGCAGGCCUUGCUGCAUCAUCCCUGCUCCUCUCAGAAUGACAGUAGCCACUGGAGAUCCAUCUGAUGAAGCAGCGGCCCAACCGGGCCAUCCGCAGGACUACGACCCUGAGGCAGACCAUGAAUGCUGUGAGAGGGUUGUCAUUAAUAUUUCGGGCUUGCGCUUUGAGACACAGCUCAAAACCCUCUCACAAUUCCCUGAGACACUGCUCGGGGACCCCAAGAAAAGGAUGCGUUACUUUGACCCCCUCAGAAAUGAGUACUUCUUUGACCGAAAUCGCCCCAGCUUUGAUGCCAUCCUUUACUACUAUCAGUCUGGAGGGAGGCUGCGGCGACCUGUUAACGUGACUUUGGACAUUUUCUCGGAGGAAAUUCGUUUCUAUGAGUUGGGAGAGGAGGCAAUUGAGAUAUUCAGGGAAGAUGAAGGCUUCAUCAAGGAGGAAGAAAGGCCGUUGCCUGAGAAUGAGUUUCAGAGGCAGGUGUGGCUUUUGUUUGAGUAUCCUGAGAGCUCAGGUCCUGCUAGAAUUAUUGCUAUAAUAUCUGUGAUGGUCAUUCUCAUCUCUAUAGUCAGCUUCUGCUUAGAAACACUACCAAUCUUUCGAAAUGAUGAGGAAGAAAUGCACAAGGUGUACCAGCCCUCCAACACCACCUCCAGCUACCAGUCCACAUACUUCACUGACCCCUUUUUCAUCCUGGAAACCCUCUGCAUUAUCUGGUUUUCCUUUGAGUUCCUGGUGCGCUUCUUUGCCUGUCCCAGCAAGGCAGGCUUUUUUGUAAACAUCAUGAAUAUCAUUGACAUUGUGGCCAUCAUCCCAUAUUUCAUAACUCUGGGCACAGAGCUUGCAGAGAAACCAGAGGAUGGGCAGCAGGGACAACAGGCUAUGUCCCUGGCCAUUCUGAGAGUCAUAAGGCUGGUCAGGGUGUUCAGAAUUUUCAAGUUGUCCCGUCACUCUAAGGGCCUACAAAUCCUGGGCCAGACACUGAAGGCUAGCAUGCGUGAGCUGGGGCUUCUCAUCUUUUUCCUUUUCAUUGGAGUCAUUCUCUUCUCCAGUGCUGUCUAUUUUGCUGAAGCAGAUGAAGCUGAAUCCCAGUUUAUCAGCAUUCCUGAUGCUUUCUGGUGGGCAGUGGUAUCCAUGACCACUGUCGGAUAUGGCGACAUGGUCCCCACCACCAUUGGGGGUAAGAUUGUAGGAUCAUUGUGUGCCAUAGCUGGUGUGUUGACAAUUGCCCUGCCAGUGCCUGUUAUCGUGUCCAACUUCAAUUACUUCUACCACCGUGAAACAGAGGGUGAAGAGCAAGCCCAGUACCUGCAAGCCCCACCCAAAGCAGACUCUGCAGAGGACCUGAAGAAGAGUCGCAGUGGCUCCACUAUGAGCAAAUCAGAUUACAUGGAGAUCCAGGAGGCGGUCAACAACAGUAGUGAGGACUUCCAGGAGGAGAACCUCAAAACAGCCAACUGCACGCUGGCCAACACCAACUAUGUCAAUAUAACCAAGAUGCUCACGGAUGUAUAAUCACCAUUACAGAGACCACGUCAUGGCUGAGGAUGGGGCAGGGGGGCUGGGAAAGGAGGAAGGCUUGGAUUGCAAACCAGUGGAUCCAUGAGGGCAGAGAAGCUUUGGGAGAAAAAGAACUCGCAUCAGCCCUGCAAUCCUUUCCUAAAUCCUAGCCCCCUGGCUCCCCACCCAUUUGCCAUCUUGACAUGCUCUAACUUCAGUUUUCCUUCCUCUUGUUACUAUUUGCAUGGAGUUAGUCUUAUCAGUGUUCUGCUCAAAAUAGUAGCCAAA
Molecule: messenger RNA, 2812 nt
Organism: Scleropages formosus (Asian bonytongue)
Lineage: Eukaryota; Metazoa; Chordata; Actinopteri; Osteoglossiformes; Osteoglossidae
Product: potassium voltage-gated channel subfamily A member 2
Exons: 3
Coding region: 1064-2539 (491 amino acids)
Biological process (GO): action potential; potassium ion transmembrane transport; protein homooligomerization
Cellular component (GO): membrane; juxtaparanode region of axon; axon terminus
Molecular function (GO): delayed rectifier potassium channel activity; protein binding
Source: RefSeq, a predicted model, not a curated record